ACAUAGCCCCCCAGGCCAGCCAACGUUUAGCCAGGUGGCCAGGCGGCUGGGCUGUAGUAUCUGUACGGCAUCGCCUUCGCUUCCAGUGUUUUCUUUUUAAUGCAAUGUUUAGUAGUCUGUGACAUCGUAACAGUCUGUAGAAAAUCGUAGACCGAACUUGUUUCCAAAAAAAUCAGAGUAUCACGACUCCUGCGAUCCGGCGACUCGUGGAUGCACGGAUGUACCGGCGGCCACGAGUCGCCGGCGCACCCGUGCAUCGCAUGUCGCGUGCAAGCGCCGGUUCGAGCUGCUUGGGCAGAGAAGAUGCGGCCGACAUCUGGGAAGCGGCCCGCGAAAAGGCGGCAUCGCAAGAGUAUGCUUGUCAAGAGACUGACGCCUAAGUUAAGACGCACCCUGAGGAUACGGCCAAAGGGGACUACCAGCCGCAAGCCGAAAACGUGCCCGCAGUCCGACCUGUGGACCGUCACAUCCGACGGAUACUUUGGAGACCCGACGAAGACCAGAACAGCACGAUUGAGAAAGCUUUCGGGUCCCGCGGCGACUUCGUCGUGGCUCAACGAAAGGCGAGAGUUUGAACAAGUCGUGGACGAAUUCGAGAAAGAGGAGUCGGCAUCCGACGUCAGCGAGUCCGAUUCCCUCUUUGACGGUGCUUUGUCCCGCCGGCGACCUUUGGACGAGCCGAGGAGGAGAGGCAAGGGACGUGGGGAAGCUCGCGGAGCAGGCUCUUGGGCGGAAGAGGGUGGCAGCGUCGCUGGAUCGGAGGAAGACGUCUCGGAGUCGGCAUCUGACGACGGCGAAAGCGGGAGCGACGAGGAGCUGUCGGAACACGGCUCGUUUUUGGUCGACUGCACGGUGGCAAGUGGCAUGGAAAGCUGUGACGAGGAGACUUCUCAAGCCUCUGACAGUGCAUACAGGGUGUUCCUGCUGUCCAAGCACCAGCUGCUGGCGGUGCUCAAGCCCCCCGUGGCCCUGUGCCUGGUGGGGCGUGCCCACCUGACCGUGCUCCAGGGGGCGCUGACGGUGGACGGCCAUCUUGCAACACCCGGCCGCAGCGGCCUCCUGGUCGAGGCGGGGUUCCUCUCCGCUCCGGCUCACCUGCAUCCCAUCCGGCCGCACUCCGACUCGAGCUCGCUCCAGCUGCGUAGAGCGCUGUCGAGGUUGGGUGCGGCAGAGGCCUGGGGCUCUCUGCGUGCCCACCUCGGCCCCGGAUCGGCCGUGGUGCUGCUGGAGCGGGUGGGGGAGCGGUGGCCGGCCUGCCAGCUGGGCGCCCAGGGGCUCCUGCCCCGCCUCAAGGGCCCCUACCUGGGGCUGGGCUUCAAGCUCAGGGCGGACCGGCACCGGCAGCCUUGGAGGCUGCCCCUGACGACCCUGGCACGCCGCCUCUCCAGGGCUUCCCCAGGUGGUGAGGUGCCACGCGUCGUCGUCUGCGGCCGUCAGAACUCUGGCAAGUCGACGGUGCUCAGGACACUGGUGAACUCCCUCCUCAACGUGUGCCCCGAAGUGGUGUACCUGGACUGCGAUCCGGGCCAGUCGGAGUUCACUCCCGCGGCAGCCCUCUCGCUCACCAGGGUCACCGAGCCACUCCUAGGGCCCCCGUUCACGCACGUGCACACGCCGGAAAAGAUGUACUUCCUGGGCCACGUGAGUCCAGCGAGCCAGCCGGAUGCCUACUCAGCGGCGGUAUCCAAGCUGCUGGAGCACUGCCGGCAGCACUUCCCCAACACCCCGCUGGUGGUGAACACCAUGGGAUGGGUGGCCGGCAUUGGUCUCUCCCUGCUGGUGGACGUGAUCCGGCGGACCUCCCCGACGGACUUGAUCCAGCUGCGGCCCGGGUCGGCGGAUGCGGAGGACCUGCCCCCGCUGGAUCCCCACGUGGUGGAGCGUGCCUGCGGCUGGCUCACGGCGAGGGGGGACGGCACCGGUCCACGGGUCUUCUCCUGCCACCAGCUGCCGGGGGGCACCUGGAGGGCCAGGUCCCAAGCCAAGUUGAAGCGGGACGCCAUGAUGCUUGCCUACCUGGGUCGCAACAUUCUCAACAACGACACCGUGACUCCUUUCUGGCUCUGGAGCACCGUGCCCUACAGGGUGCCCUGGUGUUCGCUGGCCAUCCACGACUGCGACGGCGUCGUGCGCAAGCAGGACCUCCUCCACGUCGUGGCCGGCAGCGUGGUGGCGCUCUGCGUGGUCCCCAGGGAAACGCUCCUGGAAACGAACAAGAGCGACUACCCGAAAUUCGUUGAGGGAACUGGACCCUACGAGUGUCUGGGAUACGGCUUGGUGCGUGCUGUGGACCCAGCCGAGAAGGUGUUCUACAUCUUCAGCCCCGAGCCCAGGGAGCGGCUGUCGCAGGUCAACGCCCUGGUCACGGGAGACAUCCACCUUCCCGAUGCUGUACUCUUCAGCCAGGCCCAGAUGUUCAGGCAGAAAAUGCUGCCAUACGUGGAGAAGAAUUUGGUCUCGUCGGGCGAAGAACAACAGGAAGAUGUUUUAGGAGCGAGAGUCGGGGACGAAUCCGACUGCGAGUGAAGUAGGCCAGAAGCAACAAUUUGAGAAAUUUUAAAUAAAACGAGCCCCAAUGUCUGACC
This is a messenger RNA of Ixodes scapularis (black-legged tick), 2585 nucleotides long. RefSeq names its product polynucleotide 5'-hydroxyl-kinase NOL9. The record is from RefSeq and is a predicted model, not a curated record. The transcript has 16 exons. Lineage: Eukaryota; Metazoa; Arthropoda; Arachnida; Ixodida; Ixodidae. Gene Ontology annotation, biological process: cleavage in ITS2 between 5.8S rRNA and LSU-rRNA of tricistronic rRNA transcript (SSU-rRNA, 5.8S rRNA, LSU-rRNA). Bases 211 to 2526 code for a protein of 771 amino acids. Gene Ontology annotation, molecular function: polynucleotide 5'-hydroxyl-kinase activity. Gene Ontology annotation, cellular component: nucleus.